AUGAGUUCCGACCCUACCAAGGGGUUCCAAACCAUAGGAUUCCAAACAUCCAUCGAGAUCGCUCAAAAUCAGGUCGUGCCCGCAACUUCACUUUCAGGCAUAAAGCGACCCCGGUCAGAAAAUGAGGCGGCGACAAUAUUCACCUCCGCUCGCUCUUUACUGCAGACACAACAAGGCAAUGGCACUUUAAAAAAAACGGGUGCAUAUCAUCCGGUCAACCCUGCCCACCCGGGCAGAAGACGUUUUGUGGCGAGUGAGAUACGCACAUUGCCAGAUGCAAGUCUCACAGCAGACGAUGACUUUGUGACGUAUACCCAGCGAAAUGCGGUCUCCAGCACCCCUGGACCGUCGCAGAAUGCGCUCCUGUCGCUUCGGCACUCCCAGUACGGAUUGCCUGAGAGCCUGGUGGCUAAUUUUGAGAAGAUGGGUGUGAAUGCCAUGUAUCCGUGGCAGAUGUCGUGCCUCCUUGGUCGGGGCCAUCUUACAGCGGAGAAGAAUUUGGUGUACAGUGCUCCGACGGGGGGAGGGAAAUCGUUGGUUGCUGAUGUGUUGAUGUUGAAGAGGAUUAUUGAUGAUCCCAGGAAGAAAGCUAUUCUUGUACUGCCGUACGUGGCGCUGGUGCAGGAGAAAAUGAAAUGGCUUCGGCGGUUGGUGGAAGGGGUGGAAAAGCGGGUGAAUGUGCCGAGUCAGGUUGAUGGAGCGUACCCUUCGCGUGCUAAAUCGGUGCAGAAUUCGGUUCGCAUCACUGGUUUUUUUGGGGGUAGCAAAUCUAGAGCUACAUGGUCUGAUACGGAUAUUGCGGCCAAUAUGUUGGUUAACACUGCAAUUGAGGAAUGCAAGGUCGAUGAAUUGGGCAUCGUUGUUUUGGACGAACUGCAUAUGCUUGACGACGAGCAUCGUGGCUAUUUGAUAGAAAUCAUGAUCUCUAAGCUGAUGCUGCUUCAGCAGGAUACCCAAAUAGUCGGGAUGAGCGCAACUUUGUCGAACACCGAACUGCUCGCGAAAUGGUUGCAUGCAAACUACUACAUCUCAAAAUACCAGCCCAUUCCAAUUCAGGAAUUUCUCGUUUACAAAAACUUGAUUUACACUUCCGGAAGCUCAAAAGAAUUUCUGAGAACUGUUGUGAGUUUGGAAAAGUCUACCGAGCCACAGUGCGAAUCAAUUGCUGUCAAAGCAAUCGACAUCUCGAGAUAUAAGGAGUUAGGGAAUCCAAUUACCAAUGCGAUGGUGUCCUUGGCUCUAGAGACAGUGACGUCCGGGUAUGGCGCGUUGGUGUUUUGCGGUAGUCGACAAUCAUGUCAUUCGAAUGCCUUGCUUAUAAGCGACGCGAUGCCGGACGAAACUAUGUUGGAUAGCGAUGUUUUGGAAAAGCGAGGGGAUUUGAUUGCUGGUUUGCGCAGUCUUUCAUGCGGUCUUGAUCCAGUCUUCGAGAAGACUAUUAUCAAGGGCGUUGCUUUCCAUCACGCCGGUUUAACAGCAGAAGAGCGUGAUUUGAUCGCAGAAGGGUACGACAAGGGCAUUCUCAAAGUGCUAGUUGCGACCUGCAGUUUAGCCGCAGGCAUCAACUUGCCAGCAAGACGUGUAAUUCUGUGUGGUGCUCGUAUGGGCCGCGAACUGGUUGGCCCUGCUAUGCUGUAUUCGACAAAUGCGCGGAAGAGCGGGGCGCAAGGGGCUAUUUUGGAGGCUGUUGCAACCCGCCUUGUUUCGGGCAAAGAAGCAAUCAACGACUACGUCCGGUGUUCCCUACUUUACCACACCAUGGAAGAAGGGGAGCUGUUUGCAAUGGUGGAAUCAACCCUUACAGAGCUCGUCAACGACAACCUGCUCAACCCCCGGAUCGAUGGCUCUUACGAACCCACUCAGCUCGGCCAGGCUAUUGUUGCGUCUGCUUUUAGCCCCGAAGAAGGCAUGUUCAUCCACGACGAACUGAAACGGGCACUUCAGGCAUUUGUUAUGGAUGGGGAAAUGCAUGUUUUCUACAUGUUUGCUCCACUGCAAUCGGCCGCGAAUGUGGAUAUCAACUGGUCUAAAUUUCUGGAUGAGCUGGACAGGCUGGAUGAGAGCGGGUUACGGGUACUGCAAUUUAUUGGCGUGGAUCCCGGCUUCGUGAAUUCAAUGGCCCAGGGACGCAGCGCCAUCAAAGACCCCACGCUCGCACUUAUCUAUCAACGGGCAUAUACGGCAUUUCAACUCCGCGAUCUCAGCAACGAAAUUCCCGUCUCAAUCGUUUCGCACAAGUACUCUACACCGCGCGGCAAUGUGCAGAACCUCAGCCAGACCUGCCACGGCUUCGCGGCUGGCAUGGUCAAGUUCUGCAAGCGAAUGGGUUGGGACAUGCUGGCCGUCGUGCUCGAUCAUAUGCGUGACCGGCUUCAAGCAGGCGCCCGGGCGGAUCUGCUGGAGCUGGCGCAGGUGACCUUUGUGAAGAGCCGGACGGCGAGAUUGUUCUGGGAAAAUGGAUUCAAGACACUGCGGGCCUUGGCGGAGGCUGACGCGAAGGACUUGGUUCCUGUAUUGAUGAUGGUGAGCAAUAUAAUUCCUUCGAAGCAGUUUGGUUAUUCGGAUUAA
Molecule: messenger RNA, 2568 nt
Organism: Uncinocarpus reesii 1704
Lineage: Eukaryota; Fungi; Ascomycota; Eurotiomycetes; Onygenales; Onygenaceae
Exons: 7
Coding region: 1-2568 (855 amino acids)
Molecular function (GO): ATP binding; nucleic acid binding
Source: RefSeq, a predicted model, not a curated record